GUGACUGUCUUUAUCAUAGGUUAAGGUCAACAUCAAUGGAAAAGAACAUCUUCGCUACUUCUCUCCUGUGUCUUGUCCCAAUGACUUCGGGCACAUUGAGCUUGUGCUGAGGUUCGAGACGCAGGGGCUGGUAUCCCGCCAUUUCCAAGCCCUUAAGCCAGGAGACCAAGUGGAAUUCCAAGGGCCAUGUGGGGGGUUUGAAUACCAGUCAAGUGAGUUGGAUGAGUUGACAGUGUUGGCGUCUGGAGGCGGCGUCACCCCGGCCAUGCAACUCAUCCGCUACAUCAUGAGGGACGCCACUGAUAAAACCAACAUUAAACUUAUAUAUUUCUCUGAAAACUAUAAUGAGAUUCUCUAUUGUGAAGAACUGGAUCAGUAUGCAGCCAGAGAUGAGAGAGUGAAGCUGGUGUAUACAUUGGGUGAAGCCCCUGAGGACUGGGAGGGGGAGGAAGGCGUCAUAGACACGCACAUGAUUGAUAAGCAUAUCACCAAGCCUAAUGGUAUACGGCAUAAGAUUGUGAUGUGUGGGGGUCCAAACAUGAGCAUCUCCUGCCUCCACUCCCUGCGGACGCUGGGCUUCCCGGCUGAGUACAUCUUCAUUUAUGGCCAGUUUGGAACAGAGCAAGUGAAGGCAGUGUAUGGGAGAAAUGUUAAGCUCUCUAAUCAUCGAUGUGAUAAUUCUGUCUAAUAUAUGUCGCAUGGCUUGGUAUGAAGUAGCUAAAAGCAGUGUAUGGCAUAAAAGAAAAGAUCUUCUC
This is a messenger RNA of Procambarus clarkii (red swamp crayfish), 755 nucleotides long. RefSeq lists its product as uncharacterized. Gene Ontology annotation, molecular function: oxidoreductase activity. The record is from RefSeq and is a predicted model, not a curated record. Lineage: Eukaryota; Metazoa; Arthropoda; Malacostraca; Decapoda; Cambaridae.